Colletotrichum gloeosporioides is the source of this 2214-nucleotide messenger RNA. Its product is annotated as Pectate trisaccharide-lyase. Gene Ontology annotation, cellular component: fungal-type vacuole membrane. The record is from RefSeq and is a predicted model, not a curated record. Lineage: Eukaryota; Fungi; Ascomycota; Sordariomycetes; Glomerellales; Glomerellaceae. Gene Ontology annotation, biological process: transmembrane transport. Bases 1 to 2214 code for a protein of 737 amino acids. The transcript has 5 exons. Gene Ontology annotation, molecular function: transmembrane transporter activity.
AUGGAUGUCGACAAGAGGAACGAAGCCUUCGUCUCCCGCGAUGGUGCGGCCGUCACCGGACAAGAUGGCAACGAGACAGACAACUCCAGCACUAUCCCGCCGCCCAUGACAACUCCGUACCCCGAGCCGACGUUCGAUGACCGAAAGGCAUGGAUCACCGUCGUGGCGUCUUCGUUGACGAUGUUUGUCUACCUGGGAAACGUCUACUCCUGGGGCAUUAUGCAAGUCAGACUCGUCGAGACCACAUCAUCAAGUCUGACAACCUUGACGUUUGUUGGUUCCCUCGCGACAUCGUUCAUGAUCUGCUUCAGCAUCUUGUCCGACAAGAUUGUAUGCAGGAUAGGAUAUAGGUUGUCGGCAUUGAUCGGAGGGUUCUUCAUGGGUCUUGGCGAAGUCCUUGCGAGCUUCCUGACACACCAUGUUAUCGCUCUCUUCUUCCUACACGGGCUCGUCUUUGGCCUCGGAGGUGGACUGUGCAUCUUUUCUGUUUCCACCGCACCGAUGAGCCUAUUCAAGAAGCACAAGGCACUGGCCAUGGGCUUUGUCUUUGGCGGAGGAAGCCUUGGAUCUGCAAUUAUGAGUGUCGUCACCAAUUAUCUGGUCAAGGAUCUGGAUGUCGCAUGGACCUUCCGCAUCCUCGGCUUCAUUCUGUGGGGAGUGUCGAUGCCAGCUUCCUACUUCCUCCCGUCGAGAAAGAGACUAGGCAACAAGAGUUCGCGCCAGCUGCAAUGGUAUCGCUUCAGACAACCCCGUUUUCUCUUGCUCGUCGGUGGCACUGUCCUCGCUUGCUUCCCUCUUUUCAUCCCGCCUUACUUCAUCCCUAUCUUCUCCAGAUCGAUGGGAUACUCCAAGGAGAUUGGAGUCAUCAUCCUUGCUGCUUGGAACUUGGCGUCUACUCUCGGGCGUGUCGUCGCCGGCUGGGUGGCUGACUCGGUGCUGGGCCCCGUUGAGAGCCUCGCAAUCUGCAUGCUCUUCAUGGCCCUCAGCUCGCUGGUCGUCUGGCCCUUGUCGUCAUCGAUCGGCAUCUUUUCCAUCUACCUCAUCUUCAAUGGCAUUGGUUGCGGCGCGUUCUUCAGUUUGACUCCCAUUGCGGUCAGUUCCACCUUCGGUGGAGAGAACACGCUAAGCAUUAUACCUGUCGUAUGGACAACUUGGUUCUGUGGUUUCUUCUUUGGAACCCCUAUUGCCUCCGGUCUCUACUCAUUGUCUGGUCGCUCAGACGGCCUCGAGGCGUUUCGUCCAGCUGCGUACUACGCCGGAGCAAUGGCGCUGGCUGGAUUUGUCUGCGUUCUGGGCAUUCGAUUUACUCGGUCUAAACAGGCCCCCGAGGAGAAAACUGGUUGCACCGCUUCCGCUCCGGGCUUUGCAUCUCUCAACGGUGGCACAACCGGGGGUGCUGGCGGUACAACCGUAACUGUCACCACCCAAGCUGACCUUGAGAAGUACGCCAGUGCAUCUGGCAAGUACGUGAUCAAAGUCAGUGGGCGCAUCACAGUCACGCCAUACGGGAAGGAGAUCAAAGUCUCCAGCGACAAGACCGUCAUUGGUGUCGGUACCUCUGGUGAGCUCUACCAGGGCGGCCUGGGCCUGAACAGCGCGAAAAACGUCAUCAUCAGGAACCUCAAGAUCGGCAACACCAACCUCGGCGACGGCGUCGAGAACGACCGCGAUGGUGUCCAGGUCGACACUGUGAGCAACAUCUGGAUCGACCACUGCCUCUUCGAGAACGGCGGCGACGGCUUGAUGGACCUCCGCAAAGACACCACCUACUUCACCGUCUCCAACAACAUCUUCCGCAACCACGACAAGACCUUCGGAAUCGGCUGGACUGACAACGUUACGGCCCGAGGUACCAUCAAUCACAACUGGUUCGAUAGCACCAACCAGCGGAACCCGAGCGCCGACAACCUUGCUCAAGUUCAUUUAUACAAUAACUACCUGUACGGCAUCACUUCUUACGGCCACUAUGCUCGCGGCAGCAGCAAUGCUAAGGUGGAGAAUGUGUUUUUCGAAAACACUAAGAACCCCUUGACCAAGGACUCCGGGGCUGUGCUUAACGCUUCUGGAAACACUUACAAGAGCUGCACUGGUACUAUUGCCUCCAACUCUGGAACUGGAUUCACUCCUGGCUACUCUUACACGCUCACUGCUACUGCUGAUGUUCCUGCCUAUGUGAAGGCCAAUGCGGGUCCGAAGGCUUCCGUUUGCACUUGA